AUGAAUGGUGUAUUCGCUGUCUUUAAACCCUCGGGCUAUUCCUCUUCUGAAUUGGUAGUAAAAUUGAAAAAAAUAUUUCAAAAAUCACUUUUGUUUGAAGAUGACAUGAAACAAAUACUAAGAACUAAAAAAAAAAAGAGAAAUCAAAGAAUUAAAAUUGGCCAUGGUGGUACCUUGGACCCUGAAGCCUCUGGCAUCUUAAUCAUUGGAAUAGGCACUGGAACCAAAAAACUAAAUCUGUUCUUACUAAAAUGCACAAAGGUCUACGAAGCUGAAGCAUUAUUAGGUGCCACAACCAACUCUGGUGAUCAAACAGGCGAUUUAGUUAUUAAAAAUUCAACUGAUCAUAUCAAUAAAGAUUUUGUCCAUGAAACUGUUUCAAAAUUCGUUGGUAACGUUAUUCAAACUCCAUCAAUAUACUCUGCUUUGAAAAUGAAUGGCAAGCCCUUGUAUGAGUACGCAAGACAAAACAUACCCUUGCCCUCAAAGAUUCCUGAAAGAAAUGUUAAAAUCGAUUACAUAAAUUUGGUUGAAUCGGAUUUAUUAUCGAGAGACCAUGAUUACAAAUUCAUCAAAUACGACAAAUCAUACUCCAAUCCCUUGACAAAUGAUCCUGAAAAUCAGAAAAAUUUAAAUGAGUUAUUAGCCAAUGAACUUGAACAAGAAAAAAAAAACUUAACCAACUCUUCAAAUGUCAAUGUUGAUAAAUUGCAUUUCUCUGACAAAUAUAAAGAAAUUUGCAAACAAAAAAAUAUAAUUGAUGAUUCCACUACUUACAAAUCAAUCCCAAUAACAGAUGAAAACGUUUACAAAGAAACUCUAUUAGACAAUUAUAGAGCCCCAUUGUUACAUUUUACAACAAAGGUCUCAUCUGGAACUUAUAUAAGAAGUUUGAUCACUGACAUAGGAAAAGGUCUAAAAUCAUCUGCAUACAUGGUCAAAUUAACAAGAACUCAACAAUCGGAUUUUACCCAAGAUUCUUGUUUCCAUUUGGACCAAUUUGAAAAUUUGGACGAGAAAAUAUGGGGACCGAUAUUGAAGAAAACGAUAACCAGCGAUUAUGGUGCAGUAAAUGUUCAAAAAGAAUUC
Messenger RNA from Ascoidea rubescens DSM 1968, 1089 nucleotides. It is a transcript of the gene PUS4, whose product is annotated as pseudouridine synthase PUS4. The record is from RefSeq and is a predicted model, not a curated record. Gene Ontology annotation, cellular component: mitochondrion. The annotation marks the transcript as partial. The transcript has a single exon. NCBI's taxonomy places the organism in Eukaryota, Fungi, Ascomycota, Saccharomycetes, Ascoideales, Ascoideaceae. Gene Ontology annotation, molecular function: pseudouridine synthase activity; RNA binding. Gene Ontology annotation, biological process: tRNA modification; mRNA pseudouridine synthesis.